AUGAACAUAUUCAACCUAGAUAUUACCUUAAAAGAAAAAUUGCAUUACAUCUUAAACACAAAUAUUGCUAGUAUCAUGAAAAACAAAGCAUUAAAUGCAUUUUCAACAUAGUAGGGCAAAUAUUUGAGCUUAAUAAAUUCUGAAUCAAGAGCUAUCACCAACCAGCAUAAAGAUUUAGCUAUAGAUAUAUUAAUUGAAUUUGUCAGAAAAAAACUUACUAAGAAAACCGAUAGCAAACCAAAAUAUGUUCAUGUAAGAAAAUUUGUCCAGCUUUACCUUCACAUGAAAAAUUAGAAGCAAUGA
Molecule: messenger RNA, 303 nt
Organism: Stylonychia lemnae
Lineage: Eukaryota; Ciliophora; Spirotrichea; Sporadotrichida; Oxytrichidae
Source: the annotation of a GenBank genome assembly